AUGCACAUGUGUUACUUUGGGGAUAACAGUUCUCUUGCCAAUGACAUACGAAAAGAAAUGAAUGUAUUAAAUAGUAAAUUGUUGAAAGAUAAAGAUAAAAACACAAAGAGGGAAAUCCAUAAAAACUUAGGAUUCUUUCAAAAGAAGAAGGCAAAAGGCAACAACUUGCUGGGACAAAUGUGUGAUACGGAGGAAAAGAAGGAUGAAGAAGAAAGCACAUUGAAUGAAGGUGAAGCUGAGAUUGCUAUAGCACAUGCAAGAAGGUUGAUUCAAAGUGAUGUACAUGCUUCUGAUAUUGGAGUCAUUACCCCUUACUCAGCACAGGAGCCAUUUCCAUCGAAACAACACUUCUCGAGUUUUAAAGAAUCAAAAGGUAUGCAAGAAAACGGGUCAUCGAACGGUGGGGUUUCAAGAACCUACCUAUGUCGAUAG
Lactuca virosa is the source of this 432-nucleotide messenger RNA. The record is from the annotation of a GenBank genome assembly. NCBI's taxonomy places the organism in Eukaryota, Viridiplantae, Streptophyta, Magnoliopsida, Asterales, Asteraceae.